AUGACAGGCCCAAGAUAUGAUCAUCUUACGCAAGCCUUCCUCCUCGGCAUGAAGGUGACUGGGAAGAGCAAUCCCGAGAUAUGUGCACUUACUGGGGUAUCAAGGUGGACUCUCAACAAAAUUUUUAAAAGAGCACUUAAGAACGGCUUCGAUCCUGAUAAGCGACCCUUUGAGAUUGAUAUUGCCCUUUUUGUUGAAGACGAGAGUAACAACAAGAAAGCACCCAGCCCUGCUAAGAAGAAGAAGAAGGUAGAGCCGCAUGAUGAGCCGUAUGAAGAAGAGGUGGAGAGCAGCGAUGCCUAG
This is a messenger RNA of Penicillium atrosanguineum, 303 nucleotides long. RefSeq names its product helix-turn-helix domain-containing protein. The transcript is spliced from 2 exons. Lineage: Eukaryota; Fungi; Ascomycota; Eurotiomycetes; Eurotiales; Aspergillaceae. Bases 1 to 303 code for a protein of 100 amino acids. The record is from RefSeq and is a predicted model, not a curated record.